Molecule: messenger RNA, 444 nt
Organism: Rhea pennata
Lineage: Eukaryota; Metazoa; Chordata; Aves; Rheiformes; Rheidae
Product: C-signal-like
Exons: 4
Coding region: 1-444 (147 amino acids)
Cellular component (GO): cytoplasm
Molecular function (GO): oxidoreductase activity
Source: RefSeq, a predicted model, not a curated record
AUGUCCCCGGUGUAUGCCACCAACACGAUUGGGCCCCUGCUGGUGAGCCAGGCAUUCCUGCCCUUGCUGAAGAAGGCUGCCCAGGGAAGCUCGAGCUCUGAGCUGAGCUGCAGCAAGGCAGCCAUCAUCAACAUGUCCAGUAUUGCUGGCUCCAUAGAGGAAAUACGUUUAUCGGAAAAUGUGCAAUAUAUCUCAUACCGCUGCAGCAAGGCUGCUCUGAACAUGCUCACCAAGUGCCAGUCCUUGGGGUACCGGCAACACGGCAUCCUCUGUGCUGCUCUCCACCCUGGCUGGGUGCAAACGGACAUGGGGAGCUCAGCAGGACACAAGCCCCCACUGACGGUGGACGUGAGCGUACAAGGAAUGCUGAAUGUGCUCUGCUCCCUCUCCGAGAAGGACACAGGGACUUUCCUGGACUGGGAAGGGAAAGUAGUGCACUGGUGA